This is a messenger RNA of Ostertagia ostertagi, 2382 nucleotides long. The record is from the annotation of a GenBank genome assembly. Lineage: Eukaryota; Metazoa; Nematoda; Chromadorea; Rhabditida; Trichostrongylidae.
AUGUGGGUUGACCAACUAUGGUUGACAUGUGUUUUGUUGAUGAAAUUGACAGAUGCUCUAUUUGAAGAUCAAGUUGGAAGUUUGACUGGCGCCAGCAAUACAUCGGCUGCCCAGUGCAAGUUCACUUCGAUGAAUGGGGUAAGAACGAGCGAUUGCUCGUCUCUACACGAGAGAGCGUAUUCGCUUCACUUUCGUCUAACACUGGACACAUAUAUGGAGACGUAUCGCAAGAAGCACUCAAUUUGGGUUACGUCUUCCAUCUCGCCCGCCGACGAAACGACUUUGUACACUGUGUCCAAUGCCGGUCGUGUUGUUAGGGCAUGGAGUAAACGAAAUGGUGCUUUGCUGUGGCAGCGAAGCAUUGCUGAAAAGGCUGACCUCAGGACCUCGCCGAUCAUUGCACUCGCUUCUAAUACAGUAGUGAUCUCAAGUUCAGACGAAAUAUUCGCCUUCUCAGAAACUGGUGAAAUUCGAUGGUCAGCGAGAGUAGAGAAAAGUAGUUGGUCGAGAAUAUCUGUGGACAAUGACAUUGUUCAUCAUUUGUCGAUUAUGAAUGGAGUUUUUCACGUUCGCGAUUUUUCUCUGAGCACCGGGGAGUCUUUAGGAGUCAAAGCAAAGAGCAUCAAAGUUGUGGCAGAAGAAAAGUGUAUAACAAUGCGAAAUUUCUUUUUGUGUGCUGACGACGAGUCCUUAUACGUUGUAAAUGGUAUCAGUUCAACACUAAACGACGAGAGCAAGCCUAUUGGUUUCAAAAUCAAAGAAUUGACAGUAUUGGAUAAUGACCAUCUCUUAGUGAAAGGUUUGGUGUCCGCAUCGGUGCUUCGCUUGAGCCCAGACGGACUCCAAGAGGUAUUAUCUUUAAAGCACGGAGUAGACUCGGCUGCAAUGUAUUCUGAUACGCUGGUCACUAUCUCAGGAAAAAAUGUAGAAGUCCAUGAUAUGAAAACGUUGAAACGGAUAUUUGAGGCUGCUCUUCCUCUUGGAGAAGAGAAUUUCGCUCCUGUGGAGUCGGUGUACAUGUCCAUCAAGGAAGCUAUUGAGCUGCUCAUUGUAAGACGAGAUUGCAGAAUGGAAUUCGUUAUCAUUGAUAUUCCCAAAUCAUCAGUCGUCUGUGAAUGGGUGCGAGAGGAGGCUCUGGCGCGAAUUAGCUCUGUGGAGAUGGUCGAUUUACCUUUGUCGGAAUUGCAGCAGAUGAUUGAAGAUGAGUUUGAGGAAGGAGGCACAAGUGGGAUAAUGUCUUCUUUUGUUCGACGCCUUAUCUCUCAAACAUCACAAAUCCACAAAUGGCUUUUGAAAACAAUAAAUGAGGUGUUCACAUUCUCGUAUAUGCUUUCGACACGGACGAACUCGUUCUCGAAGCUGCUUCAACACGUUCGUUCCGCUGCCAAAAGUGGAAAUCACAGUGGUGAGGCGUUAGAACGGGACUUCUUCAACCUUCGCAAGAUCAUAGUUGCUACCACGUUAAAUGGAGUGGCCUUUGGUCUCGACAGCAGUGAUGGCUCCAUAGUUUGGCGUUUAUGGUUGGGCAACCAUUUUGCUCCCUUAUCCAGCUUCACGGGGAAGAGUGAGGUACCCUUAUUUGUGCAACGGUCAACAGCUCAUUACCAACUACCUGGACAAGCUUCUGUUGCAUUCAAGGAUUCGGUGUCUUCCGCCGGUAUGUUGAUAUUUUUCAACCCGAUCACUGGAAAAGUAGUCAAAGAAACAAAGCUACCGAUGCCAAUAAAGCGUGUUGAUGUAUUGAAUUUUGUUGGCCAAGAACAUAUAUAUCCACUCGUUGUUAUUGGAACCAAUGACGAGCAGCAGAGAAAAAUCAUCGCCAUAAAAGGAAAACCCAGACAUCAGAAAAUGCAUUCGCAAGGAAGAGUGCUAAUAGACCGCAACGUCGCGUACAAAUAUGCUAAUCCAAAUCUGGUUGCGAUAGCCACCUUGGAUUCAGUCCACCAGUAUUUGUCGAUAUUCCUAGUGGACGUAGUUUCUGGGCAAAUGAUUCAUUCUGCUCGUCUUGCCAAGGCAACAGCACCUGUACAUGUGGUUCACUGCGAACAUUGGAUUGCGGAUCGUUUUGACUCUCUUAUACCUACCAAAAAAGCACCGGAAGUUGUUACUCAGAGCUUUAUCUAUGCACAAGGAAUACAAGCAAUGGCUGUGAGCGAAACUGAAAAAGGACUCACUACGCGAUCCCUACUGAUGGCUCUUCCACUGGGAGGAAUUCAUGAAGUGACAAGGAAGUUGCUGGAUGCUACUCGUCCAUUAGAGUUAACACAAGAAAUGCGUGAGGAAAUGAUGAUACCGUAUAUCCCUGAAAUUCCUAUAGCGACGGAAGAUAUGGUCAAUUACAACCAGACUGUCUACCGUGUGCAAGGAAUCAAAACCUCGUAA